Mytilus californianus (California mussel) is the source of this 4445-nucleotide messenger RNA. Its product is annotated as glutamate dehydrogenase, mitochondrial-like. Lineage: Eukaryota; Metazoa; Mollusca; Bivalvia; Mytilida; Mytilidae. Gene Ontology annotation, biological process: L-glutamate catabolic process. The transcript is spliced from 12 exons. The coding region runs from base 131 to 1753 and encodes 540 amino acids. Gene Ontology annotation, molecular function: L-glutamate dehydrogenase (NAD+) activity. Gene Ontology annotation, cellular component: mitochondrion. The record is from RefSeq and is a predicted model, not a curated record.
CCUCCGGAAAUUUGUUUCAAGGUCAAUUUUAACAAUAAAAAUAUCGAUAAUAACAAGCAGUGAAGUCAGAAAGUUUAGAUUGCAAGGUAUUUAAGAGGAAAAUAAGCCACAAACUUCAUAAGAAACAAAGAUGCUGCGUUCUGUGUCAACAGAAAUGCUCCGCACAGUCCCCAGAUUUGAUCUGAAGGCAACUCUUUCGAAGUCGAAAGGUAUCUUGUCAGCAAGUCGCCCGUUUUCAACUGACCCAGUCCAAGAUGAAGAUAACUUGACCUUCUCACAGACUGUUGACAAGUUUUACGACAAGGCAGCGACACUCCUCGAAGAAAAACUGGUGGACAACAUGAAAGGCAAACUCUCAAAGGAAGAUAAAAGGAAGAAAGUGAGGGGAAUCUUGAAAAUUAUCAAACCUUGCAAUCACAUGGUAGAAAUCAGUUUCCCUCUUCGCCGUGACAAUGGGGAGUAUGAAAUGAUAGAGGCUUGGAGAGCUCAACACAGUCAGCACAGAACACCAUGCAAAGGAGGUAUAAGAUACAGUCCUCUAGUAGAUGAAGAUGAAGUGAAGGCCUUAGCUGCACUUAUGACGUAUAAAUGUGCUGUAGUUGAUGUACCUUUUGGUGGUGCUAAAGCAGGAGUUAAAAUUAAUCCAAAUGAUUACUCUGAGAAGGAGCUGGAAAAGAUUACUCGUAGAUUGACUGUGGAACUAGCAAAGAAAGGAUUUAUAGGACCUGGCAUUGAUGUACCUGCACCAGAUAUGGGAACAGGAGAACGGGAGAUGAGUUGGAUUGCUGAUACCUACUCUAAUACAUUAGGUUAUAACGAUAUGAAUUCGUCAGCAUGUGUAACAGGUAAACCAAUCACACAGGGAGGAAUACAUGGCCGUACAUCAGCAACAGGAAGGGGUGUAUUCCAUGGUAUUGAGAACUUCAUUAUGGAGGCUAGUUAUACCAGCAUGAUUGGUCUCACUCCAGGAUUCAAUGACAAAACCUUCAUCAUUCAGGGAUUUGGAAAUGUAGGACUUCACAGUAUGAGAUAUCUCCACAGAGCAGGUGCUAAAUGUGUUGGAGUUAAGGAAAUUGACUGCAGUAUAUAUAACAUAGAUGGUAUUAGUCCAAGGGAAUUAGAAGAUUACAAAAUUGAAAAUGGUACAGUUAAAGGGUUCCCCGGUGCUCAGGAGUAUGAUGGUGACUUGUUGCUGGAGAAAUGUGAUAUACUUGUUCCUGCUGCUAGUGAAAGACAGCUUACCAAAGAAAAUGCUCAUCUGGUUCAGGCUAAGAUAAUUGCUGAAGGUGCUAAUGGACCAACUACAAUGGGAGCAGACAAGAUUUUCCAUGAAAGAAAUAUCCUGGUUAUUCCUGAUCUCUACAUAAAUGCUGGUGGUGUCACUGUAUCUUACUUUGAGUGGCUUAAGAAUUUGAACCAUGUCAGUUAUGGCAGACUCACAUUCAAAUAUGAAAAGGACUCAAAUUAUUAUUUGCUUGAAAGUGUACAGAGAUCACUAGAGAGGAAGUUUGGUAAACAAGGUGGAACUAUACCUAUCCAAGCAUCUGAUGAGUUUGAAAAAAGAAUAUCUGGUGCUUCUGAAAAAGACAUAGUACAUUCAGGAUUAGAAUACUCAAUGGAAAGAUCUGCCAGGAAUAUCAUGAGGACAUCUAUGACCUACAAUCUCGGUUUAGAUCUACGAACAGCAGCAUUUAUAACCUCUGUAGAAAAGAUCUUCAAAGUUUAUGAAGAAGCUGGACUUACAUUUACAUAAAAACUAGGUUUUAGCAGCUUUUGAAUAUGUAGUCAGUUGUUGGGGGCAAUAUAUGAUGAGAAGGUUUUAGUUGUCUUAUGCAAUAAUUUUUUGUUUAGAAAAAUUACAUUGAAUCAAGUUAAUAAAAACCAUUGUUUUAAAUAAAUGUAAUAAAAACCAAAGAAGGGCAUAUUUUUCUAUACUUUUAGUAAUUACUAAAUCAGUUAUGAUUAAGAAAAAAUAUAGGUAUGUUUUUGUAUAUGAAUCUCAUCUCAGCAAUGUAUUCAACUGCAGCUUUUUGAAAAAAAAUGGGUGCAAUUCAAGGUUGGAACAGGUUUUACAAUGUUUAGUAGGGUGGUUAUUUGAAAAGGACAAAAAAUCAAAAUCAAAAGAACUGUACAAUACAUGUAUAAUCUUUAUUAGACCAAAAUGCAUUUUAUAUUAUUCUGCCUCAAAAUUUUGCAUAUUAUGAAAAUGCUUUUACGUAAUCCAUAUUAUCUGUCAAUUGGUUAUUUCAAUUAUAAUUUUGAUUAAUGCUAUUGAAUAUGUGAUCCCUAUUUAGAAUAAGAUUGUAGACCGAAAUCAUCAUUAAAAAUGGCUACCAACAAUUUUAGAAAUUAAUAUUUGACAUAGAAACUGAUUGAAAAAAUUAGAAAAAGAACUUGUAUCAUUAAAUAUGAAGUUGGGAGAUGAGUUAAAUAUAGGAUGUUGUCUUGUUAUUUACUAUUUGGACCCAAUGUUGCUGCAUUGUUUCUAAGGUGGCUGCUCUCUUUAAGGAAACAUUUUUUUGUAGUCAUAUUUAUAGACAAAACAGAAUAGUUUAAAUAGUUUUUAAUCAACUUUAGAAUUUAACUGACCAGUUGAAAGAAACAUAAAAAAGCUUGAGUACUAUAUAGCCUUGAAGUGAUUUGGUAUUUUGCUAUGAUUUUAUUUGUUUUGUCAGUCAGAAAUUGUUUCUUGUAUUACAAUCCUUAUCUGCCUCUUAUUGUUAAGUUCUUGUUAAAACAUGUCUUUUAAAUGUCAAUUUUGUUAUUUGGUGUUGUGAUAGACCAAAGUGUGAUACAAGUAUUGUUUGAAUUUAAGUCAACUUUGUAUGUAGAGUGCAUGUUUAUUUAAAGUAAUGAAUACUGUAAGGUGUGUCUGUUUGGAAAUUGUUUAUUAAGCGUUUCUUUGAUUUAAAUUGAGUGUGAAUAGAACAGACCAUUUUUUUUUCCUGGUCGAAAUUUUUUAAAUUCUGUUUCUGUCAGCAUAUAAGAAAACAUAAAAUCUAUUUACAAGAACAUGAAUAUUUAGGAGAACCAAUUACCGGUAUGUACAAAGUAUGACUUGACCAAAAAUACUUGCUAUCCAUUAAAAUCAGUAAAAGUAAAAUUAAUGCAUUUAAAGAAAUAUAUGAUAUAUUAAACAGAACUUGCAUGAAAUGAUCUUUAAACAAUGUUAACUUUCUGGACUUAGAUAAGGAAAUCAAAGUAUAAUUUCUUUGCAAGGUCAAACUACAUGUAUUAGAUUCAUGCUUUUAGUUUUUAUAUUUAUAUUACAGUGUGAAAGUUUGUAUGGAUGUAAUUUUAAAUAGUUAACUUGGACUCAUUUUGCAGCAAUUUAAGUUGUGUAGUUCAAUUCUGUGUAUGUAAUAUGGAAUACAAUAUUUUAAUUCCAAGACUCGUUAAAUGAAUUUGAUGAAAUUUAGGAUUGAAUUUAAAUUUUUUGUUGUAUUUUAGGUAUACAUCUAUUUUGAAAUCUUGUUAAUGUUUAUGUAUUUAUAUAACCAUCUAUGAAUGUUCUUCCCAUAUGGUUAUUUAGAAUAUUCAUAGAGACUUAGCAAUCUCAAAGAAUUAUUCUAUAGAAUCUGUGCCUAUAUUUUUACAAUUUUCUCCAAUUUAAUAAGCAUUUUUGGAAAACUGCAACAGUCUAACCUAAAUAUUGGCAUUAGUAAUUGAUAUUAGUUAUACUAAGUUCAGAGGUUAAGAAAUAGGAAAUUAAAAUGAUAUUACUACUUGCACAAAUUUAAGAUAUAUUUAUCCAAGGGCUCACUUAUACUUAGAAAACAACCAUUGCACAGUGUUUGUGCAAAAGUGGCAAGAAAAACCAAUUUAACUUCAAUGCUCAUUUUUUAUAGUAAACUUUUAUGUUUUGCAGUCCUUAAUAGUAUCUAUAAGAACAUGAUGUAUGGAAUAAAAAAAGUGAUUGCUUGAACUGCAUAGAUUUAUAUAGAAAAUUGGUUGCCUGAUCACAUAACCUUUUGUUACUUUGGUUUUAAACCGACACAAUUACAUACUUUUAAUGUCAGAAUGAAUUUGUUUAAAAAUAUCAAAAUAAGGUACAAAGUUCACUAUAAUGAAGUUAUACCUUUUUUAUUAAAAAUUCAGCUUCAUUGUUAUUUCAAUAUGGUUUAAUUUAAGGUCCCUUUUUCCAUUGUGGCCAGUUUCAUUUGCAUAUAUCAUUGAAAAAUGUGUGGUGUAUUAGUAUGGUGAACUGCUUGUAUGAUAUAUGUAGAACUUGCACUACUUUUUUUUAAGAAUGUUAGUCAAAAAUUUAUAUAUAUUCGUUUAGUAAAUGUUUAUCUGACAGUUUUAUUUGCACAAUUUUGUAGUGAGUUAUGCACACAUAGAAUAACAUGUAUUUGAAAGUAACCACCAUAUCAUCAUAAAGCUGAUUGAAUCUUAAAAGUUUACUCCUCAUUUUUUAUUUAUAAUAAAAGGUAUUAUCAGUAAAA